Molecule: messenger RNA, 1170 nt
Organism: Macrobrachium nipponense
Lineage: Eukaryota; Metazoa; Arthropoda; Malacostraca; Decapoda; Palaemonidae
Exons: 3
Coding region: 1-1170 (389 amino acids)
Biological process (GO): DNA integration
Molecular function (GO): nucleic acid binding
Source: RefSeq, a predicted model, not a curated record
AUGCCGGACCCUAAAAAGGUGGAAGCUAUCCUGAAUAUGAAACAACCUACUAAUGUAACUGGUGUUAAAGAGUUUACAGGUUGGCCAGAAGGAAAUGAUGAGAUGCCUAAUGCAGUCAAAGCCUAUAGUCAUACCAAGGAUGAGUACUCAGUUCAAGACGGGUUAAUUUUUAAGAGGAAUAGAAUAGUCAUUCCAUUAAACCUCAGACAUAAGAUAAUGCAGGUCGUUCAUUCAGCACAUAUAGGAAUUGAGGGCUGUCUACGGAGAGCCAGAGAAUGUAUCUAUUGGCCAGGAAUGAACUCUGAUAUAAAGCAAUUCAUCUUAUGUGAAAUUUGUAAUAAAUUCCCUUGUGCUCCACAAAAGGAAACUUUAAUUAAUCAUGAAAUUGCUGAUCGGCCAUGGCAAAAUGUUGGAGUUGAUCUAAUGAGUAUUGAAAAGCAUAAUUAUCUUAUAACUGUUCAUUACUUCAGCAAUUUUUGGGAAUUUGACUACCUAGAAAACACAUUAGCCAGUACAGUGAUUAGAAAACUUAAAUCUCAUUUUGCUAGGUAUGGAUUGCCCUGUGUAUUGAUUAGUGAUAAUGGACCCCAAUUUAUAAAUGAGAAUUUCAAACAGUUUGCAAGUGAUUAUGAUUUCGAGCAUAAGACAAGUAGCCCUACACAUGCCCAAUCUAAUGGUAUGGUCGAAUCUGUAGUGAAAACAUCUAAACGUUUAAUUAGAAAAGCUGUUGAAAGUAAUAAAGAUCCCUAUCUAGCCAUUUUGGACCAUAGGAAUACUCCUACUAGUGAUAAAGACGCCAGCCCAUCACAGUAUAGCCUAGGUAGGAGAGCACGUACCAAAUUACCAAUGUUAUCCAAGUUACUUGAAAAUCAAAAUGUAAAUUUAGAGUUGGCUAAGGUCUGGGGAAAAGGAAAAGUUGUGGAACGAUUAGAUGAAAGGCCUUAUCUAAUUGAAAGUGAAGCCAAGCUAUUUAGAAGGAAUAGAGUUCAGUUGAAAGAAACCCCAAGUGAUGUGCAUAUGCCCAAGGUAAAUGAACCAGUAACUACUGACCGUAUUGGUAAUGAAAUUGCAACUCCUGUCAAAGUGGAAAAUAAAGUUGAAAGUGACAGACAAACAAGGUCAACCAGAAAUAAAUUACCCUCUAAGUAUUCUGAUUAUGAAAUGUAUUGA